Apiotrichum porosum is the source of this 768-nucleotide messenger RNA. RefSeq lists its product as uncharacterized. The transcript has 3 exons. The coding region runs from base 1 to 768 and encodes 255 amino acids. NCBI's taxonomy places the organism in Eukaryota, Fungi, Basidiomycota, Tremellomycetes, Trichosporonales, Trichosporonaceae. The record is from RefSeq and is a predicted model, not a curated record.
AUGACCUACGAUAGCAUCAAUACGCCUGUCGACAUGCGUGCUCGUGUUGAGGACGCUGAGGACGAGGACGAUGCCACUGCCAUCCUCAGCCCUGUGUCUAUCAAUACGAUCAACUAUAUUCCUGCUUUGAUUGCCCCCAACAUGAACGUCAGGCACACCAACAAGCGCAGGCGCGGGGAGACUGAGAGUGAGGAGAAUGAGGACGAUGAACAGGAUGUGACUGCUGCCUCGGCGUCAAAGAGGGGCAGGACCGAGGAAGACGUCCCGGUCCUCACCCAGCAUGCCGCCCAUUUCCAGCAACUCCAGCACCCCCACCCCCAAGUCGGCGCCCUCAUCCACAUGUGGAAUAUGCUUCCUCGCCUCUCCCCGCUCCAAGUCAACUUCUUGACUGCCCUCCACAUCCAAGUUGCCCGCUACACCCAGCUGGCUGGCGAGAGAGACAGAAUUCUGAGUGGCAACUACAACAAGGACGACCCGGCCACGUCCCUGCCCAUGACGUUUGCCCCCCCGCCCUUCCCCGAGCUCCAUACAUUUUGGUACCACAACGACUUGGCAACAGCUGUGUGGUCUGGCGUUGACAACUCGCUCUUCCACCCCAUCUGGCCGGCCCCGACCCCGGGCCUUCCCUGGCAUAUCUGGGUGAAUACCGAACUCGGCUUCCUCCUCAACUGGACCAAGGGCGAGGAGCACAUGCGUCACCUCGCCAAGAUGCUCGUCGACGACGCCGCAAACGCGCGUCUGGCUCCCGAGCCAACCCCCUGGGGCUGA